AUGGCUGGCGUCUUUGGAAGCAUUUACAACAUCUUUGUCAAGCGCAAUGCUGUGUUCCUAGGGACCAUCUUCGUGGGCGCAUAUGCCACCAGCCUUGGAUUCGAUGUUGGAGCAAACCUUGUCUGGGACAGGAUUAACCGCGGCCGACAAUGGAAGGAUAUCAAGCAACGGUACAUGGAAGCUGGCGACGAGGACGACGAGUAG
Molecule: messenger RNA, 204 nt
Organism: Ramularia collo-cygni
Lineage: Eukaryota; Fungi; Ascomycota; Dothideomycetes; Mycosphaerellales; Mycosphaerellaceae
Exons: 4
Coding region: 1-204 (67 amino acids)
Biological process (GO): mitochondrial electron transport, ubiquinol to cytochrome c
Source: RefSeq, a predicted model, not a curated record